Molecule: messenger RNA, 646 nt
Organism: Larimichthys crocea (large yellow croaker)
Lineage: Eukaryota; Metazoa; Chordata; Actinopteri; Sciaenidae
Product: myosin-13-like
Exons: 7
Coding region: 127-492 (121 amino acids)
Biological process (GO): actin filament organization
Cellular component (GO): membrane; cytoplasm; actin cytoskeleton
Molecular function (GO): actin filament binding; microfilament motor activity; ATP binding
Source: RefSeq, a predicted model, not a curated record
UUGAGUAAACAGCAGUGUGUGAUAGGAGACCUGUGAGAUCCAGCUGGUGGUGGUGAAUACGCUUGACAGAAAGGGGGUCAGACAAACAAGCCGGCACCAUGAGUACCGACGCGGAGAUGGCUGUUUAUGGCAAAGCUGCCAUUUACCUCUGUAAGCCAGAGAGGGAAAGACUUGAGGCCCAGAGCAAACCUUUUGAUGCCAACUGCCUGCUAUGAAGAAGAUACAAAGGAGCUGUACUUUAAGGCAACAAUCAUCAAGAAAGAAGGUGCCAAAGUCACUGUCAAAGUCCUGGACACUGAGGAGACCUACUCUGGGUUGUUCUGUGCCACUGUGAACCCCUACAAGUGGCUCCCAGUGUACGAUGCUGAAGUUGUAAGUGCCUACAGAGGCAAGAAGCGUAUGGAGGCUCCACCCCACAUCUUCUCUGUCUCUGACAACGCUUUUCAGUUCAUGCUUAUUGAUAGGGAGAACCAGUCUGUCUUGAUCACUUGAGAAUCUGGUGCUGGAAAGACUGUGAACACUAAACUAAGAGGGACACCUCAAAGGGAAAAGACGCAGCUGAGUAAAGCACUCUGGCAAAUGGGCUGUUUCUAAUCAUAUAAUAUGAUGUGAAAUAAACCACAAUAAAACAGUGUUUUAUCACAAA